AUGAUCCCAACGUCCCUCCCUCUCCUUCAUUCUGGUACCCACCAAGAAUAUUCCUGCUCCUGCAUCACCUGUAGGAAUCCCAACACCCACAGAGAGUUGAUGGCCACCAUCAGUACUGGAGGCAUUGAUGCUAGUGUGGUGACUGUCACCCACAUUCCAGACCAGGUGGCAUUUAGAAGCUUCUGGGUAUCCACAAAUUUAAACAGAAGACUGGCUUCUGGAAGAAAAAAAUUUGACACCUCUUUGCCUGAUGGUACCAUCGCCCCAUCAGAUGACUCCUUGGUGUCCACAAUAACUGCCAACAGUACUUCAGGUUAUAAACAUCAAAUGAGCUUCCCUUGCUUCAGAAACAUAUCAUGGAGCUCUUACUACAAGAACUUCACACUCAGCUUCACUAUUACCAACAUGUUUUACACAGCAAAGAUGAAUCAAAAGGACUCCAGAACAUUCAAGGCUGCUGAGCAUAUCCUGCAAAUCUUGCUCAAGGUAUUGUUUGGAAGCAGCAGGAUUGGCUCUCAGUAUUCAGGAUGCAGUGACCUUUCACUGAGGUCUCUGAGGAACAGGAUAGCAACCGGAGUGGAUAUACUCUGCACUUUCAAGAAGUACUCCUCCAACCAUGUCCUGGACAAAAAGGUGGUUUACUGGGAGCUGACUGAACAGCUCUGUACAAGAAAGCUAAAACACCUGGUUAUAGACAAUGAUAGCCUCAUUGUGAAUGGGUAUCAACAUAAGCUGCCAGGAAUCAGAUCCACAAAGAGUUCAAUUAAAUCUAAAACCCAUAAAGACAUGAAACAGGAAUUGGAGAGGGCAGGAGAGACACAUUCUCAGGUGUCAGGAAGUGAGGCUGGUGUAGGAGCUGUCACCCAUAUCCCCGACCAUGGAGAACCAGGAAAAAUCAUGACAUCACUGACUAGUGGCCUCCUGAUCCGGGAAUCCACUGUAUAUGCUAUAGCGAGUGAGAUUGGUGUAGGGCCCUUCACCCAUAUCCGAGACCACGGAUCAGCAAGAGACAUGACAUCAGUGACCAGUGAAUCUACUGCAGGUGCCAUGGGUAAGAAAAUAUUUCUUUUCUUUCUAUUAUACUGGUAUUCAUCCUUGCUCUGGGCCCUUGUUUUCCAGCUUUCAAAUAUGAUAUGGACUCAUCUUCAUAGUCCGAGAACAGGAAAGUUUGUGAUUAGGUGGUAAGACCCGGCAACUUCCU
Monodelphis domestica (gray short-tailed opossum) is the source of this 1201-nucleotide messenger RNA. RefSeq lists its product as uncharacterized. The record is from RefSeq and is a predicted model, not a curated record. NCBI's taxonomy places the organism in Eukaryota, Metazoa, Chordata, Mammalia, Didelphimorphia, Didelphidae.